This is a messenger RNA of Closterium sp. Naga37s-1, 1926 nucleotides long. The record is from the annotation of a GenBank genome assembly. Lineage: Eukaryota; Viridiplantae; Streptophyta; Zygnematophyceae; Desmidiales; Closteriaceae.
AUGAUCAACUUAGGCCCCGGCAAAAAUAAGGACGAGGUCGGAUAUAUGCUUGUGAGUGGAUGCCGUGCCUAUUUCGACCAGUUUGAGGACGAUGCACCUGCUGUAGGGAAUGAGGCGACUGACGAGGUGGAGACGGUGGAGGAAAGGGUCGAAGAUGCGGAGACGGACCAAGACGGCAGAGUUGGGAGGGCCGAGGCGGUGACGGUGGCGUUGAUGCAGAGAAGUGCACGCGAGGACAAUAGGCGGGGAGACGGUGCCGCGGCAGUAGAAGAAGUGGCACCAACGGUUGCGGAAAGAGAAGGGGUGGGGACGCUGGCUGGAAACUUGCAGACGGACCUGGCGGGGGGAUUGGAGGAAGGCGAGGAGGGUGUAGAAGAUCCGCAGCAACCGGGAGAGGCGGGUGUAGAAGAUCCGCUGCAACCGAGUGACACCCGUGAUGCUAUGGAGCGUGUGGGACGCGGCACGGCAUGUGCAGACGUGGGAGUGGGAGGAGUGGAUCUCGCCUGCAAUCUUCGGCAGCGGACAGAGAAGGACGUGGGUUUCUUGAAAAGUUGCGCAUCAAGGGUAAAGCGGAAGGCGGCCAAAGAGGCACAGAGAGUGGACAUCGACGAGCCAGAGGCGACCGAAAAGGCGCAAAAGGAGGUAGAUGAUGAUACGCACAAGAAGAGGGCGGUAGAAUUUCGGGAAGGCGGGGUGGCGGAGGCGAGGAUGCUUGCGAAUGCACAGGCGCCGAAGAUAGCGGAGGCGGAUGUGCUGCAAAAGGCGGACGCAGAGGCGCGGAGAAUCGCGGCGGUGGAUAAGCAGAGGAAGAAUGAUGCAGAAGCACAGAAGGUCGCGGAUGCAGGGGCACAGAAUAAGGCGGCGGAGGAGACGCAGAAGCUCGCAGAAGCAGGAGCGCCGAAGAUGGCGGAUGCGCAGGCGCAGCAAAAGGCAGAUGCUGAGACGCAGAAGACAGCAGAUGCAGAGGCCCAUAGGACCGAAGAGGUCGACUGGCAGACGAUUGCGGUUGCAGAGGAGCAGAACUUCGCAGAGGAGGAUGUGCAGAGGAAUCCGGAGGAGGCAUCGAAGCUUGCGGACGAGAAGGGGAAGAGGAAGGAGGCCGCAGAUGCAUCGAAGAGCGCGGAGGAGGAGGCGAAUAUGGAGGAGACUCCAGAGGCGUCGAAGAUUGCGGAGGAGGAGGCGAAGAGGAAGGAGGCUGCAGAGGCAUCGAAGCCAGCGGAGGAGGAGGCGAAGAAGAAGGAGGCUGCAGAGGCGUCGAAGCUUGCAGAUGAGGAGGCGCAGAAGAAAGAAGCUACAGAUGCGUCGAAGAUCGCGGAGGAGGAGGCGAAGAGUGCUGAGACUCCUGAGGCUCAUAAGACCGCGGAGGAGGAGGAGAAGAAAAAUGCGCAGAAAGAGGAGGCGAGCAAAAAGGUAGCUGAAGAGUCUGAGAGACGGAAGAAGGAGAAUCAGCGGGAGGAGGAGCGUCGGCAGAAGGCGACGAGAGAGGGGAUGAAGGAGAUGACGGAAUUGAUGAAGGUGAUGAAGGAGAUGAAGGCGGGUUUGAAGGAGACUAAGGAUGGGAUGGUAAAGCAGGUGGUAGAGGGGUUGACAGCGGUUCUGGCAGAGGACUCCGAGUGUGGUUCUGAGAGUGGACGCCGAGGAACAGAGGAGGCAGACCGGCAGCAGAGGGAGAAACAGCAGGAGAUGGAGCGCCUGAAGGAGGAGGAUGCACAGAGGAAGGAGGCAGAGGAGGCAGACCGGCAGCAGAGGGAGAAACAGCAGGAGAUGGAGCGCUUGCAGAAGGAGGAUGCGCAGAGGAAGGAGGCAGAGGAGGUAGACCGGCAGCAGAGGGAGAAACAGCAGGAGAUGGAGCGCCUGAAGAAGGAGGAUGCGCAGAGGAAGGAGGUAGAGGAGGCAGACCGGCAGCAGAGGGAGAAACAGCAGUAG